AUGGUAACAAAGGUACGUGAUGUGCCAGAUAAGGUUGAUUCCCCUCCAAUGAUAACGGAUGCUGAUGCUAGUCAACAUGAUCCGCUUGAUGUUGAUUUCCCUGUUAAUGUUCAGCUUCUCACCCGUAAUUUAAUUUUAUUUACAGUUCUCAAGACUAUUGGUUCCUUUGAUUCUGGUGCUUUUAGUGCGGCACUUGGUGCGGAGAAUGGAAUUGCUGAAGAGUGGGGAUUAAGUACUGUACAUCAAGGAACACUUAGCUCAAGUGUUUUUUUAGGUAAUAUUCUCGGUUGUCCAUUGUCGGGGAAUCUUUUUUCACGGUAUAGUGCAAAAGCUGUGUUGGUGUGGUCUCUUAUUUUACACACACUCUUCACGUUUCUCUUUGCGACACUGACAGAGUAUAGAUGUGCACUACUUUGUCGGUUUCUUAUUGGUAUUACAUUAUCCUUUGUGAUUGUAUAUACACCUGUAUGGGUAGAUACCUUUGCCCCACGUGAUCGUCAAUCUAUGUGGAUGGCUUCACAUAAUGCAGGGGUUCCACUUGGUAUUAUGCUUGGAUACUGUAUUGGUGCUUUUCUACCUUCCUAUACCAAUGUUAAUUGGGAAUGGGCUUUUUAUAUUAAGUGUAUUAUUACUAUACCAGCUGUAGCUUAUCUUAUUCGUGUAGAUUCCCGUUCCAUUGAUAGACGUGUUACCGUUAAUUCUAGUAAUAAUAGAUGUGAUACCGUUACUUCACAAGCCAUGUCACCAUUACCUCCACAUCGUCGUGCUGCUGAACGUAUUUUUAAUAUUUUACAUUCCAACAUUUUAUUUAUGUGGAGAGCUUGUGUUCCUCUUUUUCAUAGUACUGAAUAUAUGUGUAGUAUGCUGGCAAUGUGUUCUCUCUAUUUUGUUGUUACUGGACUUCAAAACUUUGUUACUCAAUAUCUUCGUGAUGAACCAUUUAAAGCAUCUAUGAAAACAAUUAUGGUGGGAUUUGGUGGAGCUGUUGUAACGGCACCUGUGCUUGGUGUAAUUACGGGUGGUAUUCUUCUUGAUCGUAUUGGUGGAUAUCAACAUAAUUUACGACGAGUGACAACAUUUACAUGUAUGUGGGGAACAGCUGCGGCUUUCUUUAGUGUGAUGUGUAUAUUUGUAACAAGUACACAUGUGUUUUUAUUGGUGAUUUCUAUUGUUCUCUUUUGUGGUGGGGCCAUUAUUCCUCCUGGGAGUGGAACUGUAGUGGCUUCUGUACCUGAACAGUUAAGACCUGCAGGAGCGGCCUUUUCACAGAUGAUGUAUAAUCUUUUAGGGAACUUUAGUGGCCCUAUGGUGUGUGGCGUAGUGGCGGAUUUAACGGGGGAUUUAAAGUAUGGGAUUUACACUGUUCUUUCAUUUAGUGUAGUGGGACUUCUGCCCAUGUUGGUGUUGUUACGAAAGGCAUAUCGUAUGCCAGAGGUAUUAGAUACAAUAACUCCAUCGGUAUUAUCCUCCGGACGACUACGACGACAUCAUCAUCAUCAUCAUCAUGAUGAUGAAAUAGAAAUGGAUGGAGAUUCUGUAGUUGUGGAGAUGAAGGGAAUGGGAAGUAGUAUGAAAUCGGAAUCCCCACGAACAGUACUACAGGAUGAUGAUAUGCCGUUAUUUGAUAGUAGUAGUAGUACCUCUUGUAAUAAUAAUUAUAUUAAUCAUAAUAAUAGUAAUAGUAAUAAUAAUAAUACUUAUACUAAUCGUAUUGUACUGAAUGCUGUGGGUAGUGUUGGAGCUACUACUAUGAAUACUAUGAAUAGUACUUUAACAGCAGGAACACCACGUUCAUCUGCAUAUACAGCAGCACCACAAAGAUCAUCCUUAUUGUCCUAUAAUACUACUAUUCCUACUCCUACUACUAUUCCUACUACUACUACUACUACUACUACUACUAUGGCAGCAUCAAGAACAACUCCCAUUAUUACUCAAAAUACAAAUACACAAGCAACAACAACAAUUACAACAACAACUGCUGCUGCUGCUGUUGCUGCUCAGCGUGGGGUUCCGUAUGUAGUCGUGGUGGAGAACACCGCCCCAACUUCACCAGUAGAAAUACCACCAACACCUCCAGCGCAUCCAUUGCCAAUGCCGUCUAUUAUACCAUCACGAUAUGCAAACUCAGAGGUCUCUGCAAUGGCAGAUCAACAAACAGGCGGUGUUCGAAGUAGUCUUACUGAAAGCCGCAGUCGUACGAAUUACAAUAGUCAUGGGAAUCAUAUGAGCUGUAGUACGAAUGGUAGUACUUGUCGUCGUAAUAGUAGAAGCAGUAGCACUAGUACUGAUAGUAGUAUCAACAGAGAAGAAGAAGAAGCGAAUUUCCGUUUAGAGAUUGGGGCAGAUGCGGCCCAAAUGAUGUCUUUUCCCAAUCAACAUAACUUUGGAUUAGACAUGCUGCGCUCGUGGCUCAAUAGUUCCAUGCAUAGACACUCAUCUCAACAAAGUAGUAUACAUGCCAUGCAAUCUCUUCUUAGUGAUUCAUUUGAAGUGGAGGAUGUGGAGGGUUUACGUGUGGGAAGUAGUGAGCGAAGAGAAAUUGAGAGUAGUCUUAUUAUCCCACUUCCUCCCCCAUCAUCAUUAUUAUCCCUGCAGGAACAGGGAGAAGAAGGAGAAGUAGAAGAAAACGUAAAUGUGAGAGAACCAUCCCCAUCCCCAUCACCACAGCAACAACAACAACAAGAGGAACAGCAAGAAAAACAGGGAGAAAGAGGAGAAGGGCAGGAUUCUUCCCACUCUGAUGUGAAGGAUAAGGUUGGAGAAUGA
Trypanosoma theileri is the source of this 2766-nucleotide messenger RNA. RefSeq names its product putative transporter protein. Gene Ontology annotation, molecular function: transmembrane transporter activity. Gene Ontology annotation, biological process: transmembrane transport. Bases 1 to 2766 code for a protein of 921 amino acids. The record is from RefSeq and is a predicted model, not a curated record. The transcript has a single exon. NCBI's taxonomy places the organism in Eukaryota, Euglenozoa, Kinetoplastea, Trypanosomatida, Trypanosomatidae. Gene Ontology annotation, cellular component: membrane.